Molecule: messenger RNA, 1597 nt
Organism: Austrofundulus limnaeus
Lineage: Eukaryota; Metazoa; Chordata; Actinopteri; Cyprinodontiformes; Rivulidae
Product: olfactomedin-like protein 2B
Biological process (GO): signal transduction
Source: RefSeq, a predicted model, not a curated record
GUGGAGUUUGCCGUGGAUGAGUCCGGCCUSUGGCUGCUCUACCCCGCUCUGGACACGGAGGGCUUCCACCAGGAAGUCAUCCUGCUCGUCCACCUCCAUCCCAGAGACCUGCACAUGGUACGAACCUUUCGCACUGGUCUCCGGCGCGGCCGCUACGGCAACACCUUCCUGGUGUGCGGCGUGCUCUACGCAGUGGACAGCAUGGAGCGUCGCUACGCCAACGUGACGUACGCCUUCGACACGCACACACUCACGCACACCGUGCCGAGCCUGGCGUUCACGAACACGCACACACACACAUCGCAGCUUUCUUACUGCCCGCUGGAAAAAAAGCUUUACGCGUGGGAUAACGGCCACCAGAUGAUCUAUGACGUCAUAUUUGCUUAUUAGCACGGCCAAAGGAAAGAGUUUUUAGUGGUUAGGCACAUCUAAAAGGUCAAAGCAGAUAUUUUGUUUCUAUAUGACUGUGGAGCAGUCGGUCAGCCUCAUUUAGUAAAUAUCUCUCACACAGCAACACACUACGUUAGAAAACUAACUAACAAAAAUAUGUCUUGUCAUUUAUCCAUUACCAUUUAUUCAACAAAGUGGAAAAUAAAUCACAUCAGUACCAAAAAUCAUCCAAAUUGUUUUAGAAUAGCUUCCCUAUUAAUAAAGUUUUUACAGUAAAAUGAAACUGUUGCUUUUGUUUCGCAAACAAAGACCUUGAGUCGACCUUUUUGCGAGCUCUGACUAGUAGUUAAAAAGUCACGUAACACUCAUGAAAUCAGCUUGAUGCCACAUAAAAAAGAUCUCAUUUCAGACAGUUUGAGGUCAUUUUGUAAAGUUUACCAGGUCACCUUGUUAAGCUACUUAAAAAAAACAAUCAUUGUGCCCWGAAGAAACUUUUAAAAUCCUGACAGGAAACUUUAUAAAUCACUUCUUGUCUUGGUUUAUUGUCAACAGAGUUAAUGACUUCUUCUCUUUUGCCUUCUUGGUUAGGUCUGUUAAAAAUAGACUUUGACAUUAAGGAGACUUUUAUCUGGGUAAAUUAAAGAUAUAAUUAUUAAAAUAAUAACAAUAAUAAUAAUAAUAAUAAUGCUUUUUUCCUCAAAGGCUGGGCAUAAAAGAGUAGAAACCUGUAUGGUCAAAUCAAAACACUGCUACAGAUCCAGUGUUUCAGGCAGUAAAAGUAAAUAAAUCUUAUUCGCUGUUGCUUCAGUUCUGAUCAGCUUUAAAAGUUUCUGUUUUUUGAUACACUUGGAUUUUUUCUGAACCUGGGGUUUUGGUAAAUUACAAGUAUUUUGUUUCUAAACUAAUCAAAAGAUCAUGUGUAUUUGUGUCCAAAAAUAUAAUUCUGUAAUGCACCCUGGGCCCUACUUUAUGAUGAGGCUGAAGUUUGUACUGUAUUUUUCAUCAUCUGUACUGUUUCUGUUAUAAAUUUUUGAUACAGAAGGAAAAUCCAUCCAUGUUAAGCAUUUUUCCACUCAGCACACAUCAUUAAUGUUUUACUUGCCAAAUACCAAGACAAGGUUGAUAAUGACUGCAUAACUGCAAGUUUUAGUCCUUUUUUAUUUUUUAUUAUUUGUUAAUUUAUAAUAAACUUUUUUAAAAGACAAAA